CUCUGACUUCAUCCGGAUGGAUAUCUCUUGUCAGGGCACUGAUUACGAUAUUUCUCAGCUGUUGCACAGAGCGAAGUCACUCUUAGUUCUUCGUCGGUUUGAUGAUGUGUUGGAGGUAUGCACGGGAGCCUUUGAACUUGUCUCGAAGAGGAGAGAUGACUCUCACCUGUCCAACGAUUUAUUCAGGUUUGAGCGUAACUAAAAGAUAUAUAGCCAAUAUCAAGGCCAGCUGAGAUUCGUCUUAAAUAAAAGUCGUAAAUGUGGUAGGGUUUUCAACGGUAAAAUUUCGUAGCAAUCACAGUUGAUCCUCAAGGAAACAAAUUAUUAUUUAAAAUUAGGGAGAUCGAAUGGAAUAUGAUUGUCCCUUCUGGGGAUGACAGACCACUAGUGACUUACUCUCAACCAUACAAUUCUUGUAAUGUUAGUUCAGAGAAUUCAGUAUUGGAUCAACUAAUUAUCCCCUCUUGAACUGAAUGCAAAUCUUAUUUUAAAUGCAGAUGUGGUAAUACCAAUUUUAUGAUAAUUUACAGGAACAUUGGAUAAUAUUGUUCCAUUGAGUGUAGAAUUUUGCUAUUUUACCUCAUGCAGGAAUUCAGAUCAAUGGACACAUUUUGCAGUUAUUGGAAUUCAAGCCUUUGCAGAAAUAAACCAGUGUCAAAAAGCUAUUACAUUCACCACUAAAGCAUUUGAACAUUUUAGAAAGUUUCCAACAGAAGCCUUGGAAUUGUGGUAAGUUUAAUAGUGAUCUAGUUUUAAUUGAUCAUGUAACUACAUUUGAACAAUAUAUAUAUGUUAUUUGCCAGCUGGGAGGUCUGUAUCAGGAAAAACUGUGCCCGAGGUCUUGAGUACCACUUGAGGCCUACAGCCUCGGGCAGAAAAACGAGAUAUAUUUAUGAAAAAUGGCAAUGAAGGUAAGGAUGUAUUCAGUGAUAUCCAAGGAAUAUUUGGGAUGGAUUACAUAAGUGUUCUCCUAAUUGAACUUCAGACAUUGCAAUAAAUCAGGAGCUCUUAAAAAUGGUUAUUAAAGUUAACAAUUGUGACCUCUCUCUAGUUCUGAAGUUAUUAAAAUGAAUUUAAUUUUGGAGUGUUUUGCCUUGAAACGUAUAGAAUUAAUUGUUAUUUUAUUAUUUUUUCAGCAAGGGGCUCAACACUUUGUUUCCCAAGAGCUAAAUUUUGUAUUCAUUGCAGUGUGUGUCUUCUUCUGAAAGCAUCAAAGUACAAGGAGGCUGGGAAACUUGUUCAGGAUUGGCUUUCUUGUGAAGAUAACUUCUCUCAAGUCAAAUAUGUGAAAAUAGCAGAAGUUUAUGUCAAACAUAUUCUCUUUCCCCAACAAUUGCAUGAAGAGAUAAAAUGUUUUCUGGAGACCAAUCACGUCAUUCCUUCCAGUGAGAAACAGGUUAGAAGUAUAGUAAGUUGGCAUUGUGGAUAACGAGGAUGGUAUAGAACUGAGAGGGCUCACCUCCCCCCACUGUGGCACGGGUUGGAUUCCCAGACCUAGUGUUGCAUGUGGGUUGAGUUUUGAUUGGUUCUUGUCCUUGAUCUUAGGGGUUUUCUCUGGGUUUUCCACUUUUCUUCCCUCCACAAAAACCAAUAUUACAAAUUUCAGUUCAAUUUGGGAUCAGAGGACAAGAAGAGACACCUCAUAGAAUGUCCACUGCUUAAUCUCAUUAUUACUAUUUAUUAUUAUUACUUUAGAACCUUAACACCUUUUAGGAAAAUAACUAUCUAUUGAAAACACUCUGAGUGAAAGUACUCUCUUAUGAUACUAAAAAGACUUAAAACAGCCUGACAAAGCUCAAACUCAAGUUCAUAAUGAAACAUUUUUCUUGAAACUGUGGCUACCCAAACUGUUAAUAGAUUUAAAAAGAGAAAUGUGUCUAAUUCUUAAAACCAUCAAUGCAAUUUUCAGGUUCCUAGCUACAUUUAUAAUGGUCAAAUAGAAAAACCUAGUGAAAAACCUUCACUUUUCUUACUAUUCUGCAACAUUUUUGGCUUAUUAGAUCUUUCUCCCCUGUGAGAUUCCCAAGCAUCUUUUGAACACCCUCAAUAUUGUAAAUAAUUUUGCAUUUCUCUUCCAGGUACUUUUCCAGUUCACAAAACCUUUUGCUGAUGAGAAGGUAUUUUAUGAUUGACUUCAUGAUAUAUUGAGUAUUUAAAUAAGUAAAAUAUCACAUUAGAGCAAUUUUUUUGGCAGGGGUUCUCCACUGUGGCUGUUUCCCUCUAUCAUCAGAAUGAAGUUACAGUUUCCAUUUUUCUGUACUUGUAUCCUCUCUCAGGAUGCUCUUACAGUUAACCCAAUCAACCUAAAAGCUCUUUUAUUUAUAAGCAAUUAAAAGGUCUGCUCUCUUUACCCAUCCAUGCAAAUAUCAUUAAUUUUUAGCUGAAACUCAUUUUAAGUAUUUUGACAAAGUAAAUGACCACCGUUGAACCAAAACUAUAAAAAAAAUGUGUAUAACACUACAAAUUUAGACUCUGUGCAUUCAUCUAUGAAAGCUUACUUUUUGACUUUUUGUCAUUAUCUUUGGAUGUUAGGUUGAAAGGUGUAACACGUCACAUGAGCUAACAGCCCCUGCUCAACUUCCAGCAGAACAUGGUAAGAACACUUAGUAACUUACUAUUAAUGUUUAAAGGGAUCACCUAAUUGUGCAGUCACAGUAAUGGCUCUUGUAACAUUUUUGUUCUGUAGAUUGUGUUAUUUUUGUAGGCUUCAGAACCACCGUAUGAUGCAACAAAAUUAACAUAGGGAUGUGGGCCAAACAUAAGCAUUCAAAGCCCUGAAAUAUUGGUGGAAGAUACCGCUCAGUCAUGAACUGUCUUCAAGUUUUCAUAGUUGCCUUGAGAACUAUGCUUUUCAGGCCAACUGUACAUUUUUCAAACUUUAUUUCAGCCUCAGGCCAUAUGCUCCAAUUUGCCAGCCAUUGGAAUGGAUUUAUUUGAUAAAAAGCUGUGACAAUUGAUUUGAUUACAGAAGAACUCUAUAAUAUAUCUGAGAAUGCCUUAAACCAUACAUUCGCUGAAGUGAUUAACAUUUAACUUCUCCCCAAGAUAUUCAUACAUUAUCCUUCAAAAAGGUAACGAGAAUACUCAAACUUAUCAGGUAGAAGUUAUUAUCAUAGUCUGACACCAUCUUGAGAGUCGAAGGGUUAAUGCAAAGAACUGAUUGCCAUGGAAUAAACUUGUAGACCUAAUAGAAUGAAUAACAACAGUUUUCCGUUCUUAAUGUGUUCAAAUUUUAGUAUGUUUUUUUUUCAUUUUUCAUUUUGAUAGGUGUUGCUUAUGAAUGGCUAAGAGCGAGGGCAGUCGUACAAAAGCUUCAGAGCCUGUACCGGAUCGUCUUCUUCCAUCAUAAAACAAGGAUUCUUGUUAGAAUGAUUAUCCUUUUGUUUUUCGUUUACUGCUUCAUCUCAGCGAGUAUCUAUCAAGGUAACUCUUCAUCGGAAAGUUGUCUUUUUGUUACUGUUCUGGAAUACUAACCCCUUGUAGGAAGUCUUUUUUCAGGGUUAAUUCUCCUUAACACCUUGUUAGCAUUUUCUUACUAGCGGUAAAUUUCGUUUAAUUUCCAUCCUUUUCAUUCUCGGAAAAAAUUACGAUACAUUACUUGAGUGCACCGUGAAAUCUUGCUCCUAAUUUUGCUUUCAACAGGAGUGAACAAAGGUUCAGGAAUAUUCAGUCUGUGGCUUGCUGUGUUAAACGCUUGGAGAGCAUUGAUUAGUCCUACUAAGUGAUAAAUUAGCAGGUACGAACUCGGGCGGAGACGAACGAGACGUACUUGUGGACGUAAAACUCCAAGAGUGGAGGAAAAGUAGAGACUGGAGCACAAACUGACCAAACUGAAGUGCCUGAGCUUCAUAUGCUGCUUACACAAAUACCUUUUAAAAUCGAUCAAAAGAAAGGCGAGUACCAUGAGCCAUCCAUCUGAGGAAAAUUGCUUAGGAAUGCUGAGAGAUAUCGGAUAAUUUUUAUUCAAGACGAGUGAGAAAUCUCAAAUCAAUUGUAACGAACAUGGAGAAAUUAUCUCUCUUACAAUCUGAACAAGAGCUGAAGUGGCUACAAACUGGAGCAGAAUGUUUGAGGUUUAAAUACAUAAGGAAAGCAAUGUUUGAAGUAGAUUUUAACUUCUGAUAGUUGAGCUCAGAUUAACAAAUGGACCGUGACAAUACUCUAGCUAUUCUUCGGUGAAACUGUGUGUUGGUUUUCGUGCUUUGUAGGUGUCAUGAGUAUCCAUGAAAAUAAACCAUGAUACAUUAACAGACCCCGAGUGUGAAGAAAGACGCGCAGCAAACAACAACAAAAGCGUUAAAACGAGAUAAUACAGCGAUCAAUACUGUCUCAUGAAACAUUAAAUCGAACUCUAUGUGAACACUGACGAGCUCGUGGUAAGUAACUCACGGUGAUAAAUGUUAAACAAACAGUUCGUUAAGGAAACUGUAACAGGGCUUCUGCAUCUGCGCUUAAAACAAGACUAAUGCUAGGUGUUUCUUCUCUUGGAAGACUACUGAUGUUGCGAUGAGAUAUUUAUCUCAGUCUUACAGACACUUCAUGAUGUUACGUUUCAUUGGCUAAGGAUGAUGUAAGUCAAAGGCUAAAGUUCAUUCCCAAUGUGAGUCGGUUUUCUGUUGUCAUUAAUAAAAGAAAAAAUAAACGAAAAAACAUAUCAUAAAACCAUUCGGUGUCUGUGGGUAAAGAUUUUUUAACAUUUUCGAACGUGAUUGGUUGUAACUAGCCCGAUUUGAGCACUAAUAGGACAGUGUACUUGUCAUGCUUGUAAUUGGACAGUGAAAUAGGACAGUUGAAUUAUCAUGCCUGUGUAAGUGGAC
Messenger RNA from Pocillopora meandrina, 4817 nucleotides. NCBI's taxonomy places the organism in Eukaryota, Metazoa, Cnidaria, Anthozoa, Scleractinia, Pocilloporidae. The record is from the annotation of a GenBank genome assembly.